AUGUCUUCCUCUCCGGACGUACACCACUCCUCGCCAGCUCAACUGGGGCUUAGUGCUGUACAGGACGGUUCCACGGCUUCUCUUGGUGCAGCUACCGAACAUGGCAGUGCUGAGAACAACGUCGAGUAUCGGGAGGAUGUUGUCGAUCAGAACACAACCCAUGACAACGAGGCCCAACAACCAAGCAUCGAUGAUGAGUUUAUGCAUGAACUCGCAAAAGCUAUAUCGCGCCUCCAAGAAGAAGAAGUGGAAUUGCCAGCCCCAAGCGAUGUGGCGAACAUGACGGAAGCCCAGCUGGACAGCACCUACCACAACAUCAUGCUUCGUUACGGAUUUCGACGCAUCGUUCCCUCCGGCACUGAGCCUGUCAACACUGAGCCUGUCAGCCCUGAGCCUGUCGACGAGCCUGUCGAUGAGAGCAGCUACAUACCGCGCAUCUGGCCCAGCGACGUCAACCCACCACGGCAAAAUGCUCCCCUGCCACUGUACCCAGCAUACACGGGGCAUUUCCAAACCCGUGAAGAGGCCAGGGCCUAUCGGCAGCGAUCGCGUCUACCACCCAAGCUUGCGCCAGAUCUCGAGCGUGUGAAGCGUUAUGGACGUCAGUACUGGGUGCGACGCAUAUACGAGGCCAUGAUCGACCGCUCCAACAUAUGCGACAAGGACAAUUCCAUCAACAGACAGCGGUUCGAUCAAGCCGCCGGCUUUGAACCUCUGGACUUGGAGGCAGUCGCACACCACGUGUUCGACAGCGCCUUGGCAGUUCACGAGCGAGGCUUCAGUCGUCCCAGAGUCUACCACAAGAAGGUCGUACGCGGCAAGCUGGUGGACGUGAGUGAGCACUCCGUCGAAAGGCGCCUUUCUCGCAUAUGUUACUGCCUCUCGUACUGCAAGGCGAUUGUUGACGACGCGAUUCACGGUGGAGUGCCCCUUGCGCUUCUCUGCGACAACCCAGAAGCGAGACUUGCUUCCAAGGAAUCCAACAACACGGGAAACUCGAAGCGUUCUACGCGCCUGAAGCUCGCCAAGCAACUGAAGGAACAAGAAAAAGGGAAAGGAAAGGGAAAAGGAAAAGAUGACAAUGAUCAGAAUAACGAGGAUUUGGCAGAUGGAGAUGGACGAGACGAUGGCGUUGAGCAGAACGAAGGCCAACAGCAAGCAGAGGAAUGA
Molecule: messenger RNA, 1170 nt
Organism: Pyrenophora tritici-repentis Pt-1C-BFP
Lineage: Eukaryota; Fungi; Ascomycota; Dothideomycetes; Pleosporales; Pleosporaceae
Source: RefSeq, a predicted model, not a curated record